Acanthocheilonema viteae is the source of this 3261-nucleotide messenger RNA. The record is from the annotation of a GenBank genome assembly. NCBI's taxonomy places the organism in Eukaryota, Metazoa, Nematoda, Chromadorea, Rhabditida, Onchocercidae.
AUGAGCCAGCGUGCGUUUUUCUCAACUGCAGGUUCCGAAAUUAUGGGACAGUCGCAAAUCCUUGAUGGCUUACCUACAACUAAUAUUGGCCCUGCUGUAACGUCCGUGCAGUUUCAAUCAUCUGGUUGCUCAACUUCAGUUCUCUAUCAAUCUACCGUUACACCAACGUUUUACACUUCAACUGGAUCUCCAUUUCAUAGUACUGGGGCAUUUCUACCUCCGGCUGUCGAGGAUCGCAAGGAAUAUGUGGCUGUGUUGCCAGCUGGUGUUCAAAUAAAUGAUGCUUCGGGCCUAAUACCAGCAAGUGGGAGAGGCACUCUUGCAUCCGUGGGAACAGUUGACACUGCCAGUUCAGUUGCGCAACUUACGGCGGUCCCACUUUCUCAUGUGCAGUUGGCACCCGUACAGCUGGCUAGUGAUGGGCAGUCAAAUACUCAGCAGCAAAUAAUUUAUGAACAUUAUUAUGUUGAUCAGCAGCACCCAUCAACUUCGGCAACAAUCAAUGCAAAUUCACGCGGUCUUCUAUCUGAAACCGCAUCAGCUGGCGCUGAAAAUGGCAAAGAUUUCGCAAGUAAAAGUGGUAGCAGUGAGACAUGUUCAUUGAGUGGAUCCGAUACUGCUGCCGCACUACAAUUGAAACGGCAAAAACAAGCGGAUGCAGCACGCCAAAGGUAUCAACGAAUGACUCUAGAGGAGCGAAAGGAGGUAAAUCAGAAGAGGACUGAAGCACAGAAACGUAAACGACAAAAAGACAAAGAACUGGAGGAAUUGGAAUCACUUCUACGACAAUCGAAAGAUAUAGAAGAUGAUCCAGCAAUAAAUGAACAACUAAGGGAAAAACGAAUCCGAGCUCGACGUGCAGAGGCUGCACGAUUGCGUUAUCAGAGGAUGAGCUCGGAAGAAAGACGUGCUUACAAUCAGAGAAGACGUUUUCGACAGCUUGGCAUUCAAGGUGGUGAUCUUGAAGUUGCUGCUUUGUUCUGGGUUGUUUUUUUGUGGAUAGUGAUCAAGAAGGGCGUUCGUCUAGAGUCAGGCGCAAAGAAAAACGGCAUGGACGAGGAAAAGUUGCGGCAACAUAUCAUCGAACAAAAUGCAAAAAAGGCAGAAGCAGCGAGAUUGCGUUAUCAUCGAAUGACUGAUGAAGAGAAACGUCAAUAUAAUCAGAGGCGAAAUAGUGCAUGGAUGAUGGAAAUGAGGAUUUCCAAUCAGCAGAUUGGAAUUGUGAUAGAAGUUGCAGAAGCCGCAGCUUUUGCUUCCGAGAACAUGAACACAGAAGCUUUCCGUCGCAGACGUAUUGAGGAAGAAAUUUUACUGUCUACUCCAGCAGGUCGUAUAAGUGCGGAGGCUCUGAAUAGAGCACAACAAAUCAUGUUACGUAAUGCUAAACGAGCAGAAGCUGCUCGAUUACGGGGUGAUGAAGCUGCAAAUGCUAAAUGGUGGCAAAAAAGCAGCUCUGCAUACAUAUCUAACAAUAAGGGUACUGAAGAAAUCGAAAAAUACCAGCGAAUGACGCCAGAACAGCGACGAGCAUAUAAUCAAAAAAGAUCUCGUGCAAAAAAAGAACGUGAACGAGUGAUGCGUGCUGCUUCAGAGGAUGCCAUGUCAAGCUUGUCAUCAUCUAUAAAUGGAAAUGAAAGUUCGGCACAAGUUAACAGUAGCAAUAGUGCAGUGGAACAGAAGCCAGUGAUUGAUAGUGUGGUUAGCGAAGAGGUAUUAUCUACUCUCGAAAGAGAUGUAUUGAAACGGACGCGACAAGCGAACAUGGUGCUAAUGCGACAAAAAAGGCUUCCACCGCAGGAACAGUUCGUUAUUGUGAGUACAAAUCCUGACGGUACUCAAACAGUUAUCCCAGCAACAACUACCGAAGAUGGUAAACAAAUAUUUCAUAUUCCUGCCACAGCAACAACAACAGAGGAUGGGAAACAAGUAUUUCAUAUUCCAGCCAUAACACAACAACUUAUUAGUGCUGAUCCAAAUACUCUAACACUGGUUGAUGAUUCGAGUAAACUGUUAGGCACCGCACAGCAGCCACUCCAGAUAGCAUCAGUACCGCAACUUCUCGGUUUGCCGCAGCAGCAGCACAGCAACAGCCAUGAUCACGGAGAAACAUCGCAUCAAGUUGCGAUGACUCAGCAACAACAGAUAAUUCCGCAGCUUGCUGAGUUGCACAAUGUACAGGAAGGCGGUGGUGCAGAUGAUGCGCGGCAUACGGCACGCGAAAAUCAAGUUAAUGCUCAUGGACAACUGCAAGCACAUCAGCAACAAGGUUCACAACAGCACAUGCAACAACAGACACAACCGCAACAUAUUAUAGUAACUUUGCAAGAGCCUCAACAACCGAUGCAGCAUCAGAUAAUUGUUACCGAUUUGAAUCAAGCAACCGGAGCUGUUCUUUCAAGUAUGAGUGGACAUGGACGUUCACGCGGUCGCCCUCCAAUGUAUGCUGCUGCUGCUGCUGCAAUUCAACAGCAACAAGGCAAUGUAAUGCUACCGCCAGGACAAGUUACAAUAACAGCAACACCGAUGAUAAACGAGACGGAAAUAAAACCACCAUAUCGAGUAACUGGUCCACGCCAUAUGAAUACGGCACCGAGUAGACGAGAUAUUUUGGCAGUUGCGACUGCAGCAUCAGUCGGGCCAACAACAGGAAUUUCUCCCGAACAAAAAUUAGAGAUGCAAAGGGCAAAGCGAGCAGAGCGGGCAAGGUUACGUUAUCACAACAUGUCUGCUGAAGAGCGACGCAAUUUCAAUGCGCGCCGUGCUAAAGCUUUGCGGACUGCUCGUAUGAGAGAUGAUGAACUGUGUCGAAUGGCCGAAAGAGCUCAGAUGUCCGGAACUACUUUGGACGCAGAUUUAAUGAUACAGGUAGCUGAAGCACAACGCCGUCGUGCAAAACGAGCAGAAGCAGCUCGAUUGAAGUACCAUAGAAUGAGUAGUGAAGAACGACGCCAGUACAAUGCGAUGAGAGAUGCACAAAGGCGUCAGAGAAAAAGACAAAAGGAAGAACAAGAACUGCUGGAACGUGAGCGUCAACAGCAGGAACAACAACAGCAACAACAACAACAAAAUGAAAUUCACCAAGAGACCCGUGAACAGGUUGAGUUAUUUGAAUCAGCUUUGAUUGUAGACGCACUCUUUAUCGUUAUUCAAUUUUUGCAGAGUCGGGAUGCAAAUCGUGAAGGCAAUAACGAACAAAUUUUGUAUGACUCAUACAUUCGGUAUGAUAGUCAAAUAGAUCACGGUUGGGCAGUACAAAGUUGA